AUGGCACAAACGCACUUCCUACUUCUUCUCUUUGUUACUAUCAUCUCCUUCACUACAACACAAUCUCAAGAAAGAUCACCUCAUGGCCUUGUUUACGAGAACCCAAUGGCAUUCUCACCAUCUGCCUACAAUUUCUUCCACCCAAAAGCAAACCCACCAACAAUUCAAGACCCAUGUGAUGAAUCCAGUUGCGCACCAUUGCCCAUGGCUGCAACUGUUCAAUCGAGCUUAGCACAAGAAAGUGUAGCAAGAAACGUGAAAAGUGGAAGCAAAAUUGGUGCUGGAGGUGUUGCUGCUUUGAUAUUUGGGUUUAUAUUUUUGGUUCUUGUAGCUAUGGGUGCUUAUUUUGUGGUUACAAACCGUAGAACCAACAUGGGUCGAAACAAUAUGGUUUUACCAUCGGUUUGA
This is a messenger RNA of Lactuca virosa, 408 nucleotides long. NCBI's taxonomy places the organism in Eukaryota, Viridiplantae, Streptophyta, Magnoliopsida, Asterales, Asteraceae. The record is from the annotation of a GenBank genome assembly.